CGAGUUUAAUUAAUUUCAUAGACAAAUCAUUUCCCUACAAAGUUUAGUGUUUAUUAUUGUAGUAACUAAUUUGCAAAAUGAGUCAAAAACAGCCUCAAAGAGAUCAGGAAGAACAGCAGCAACAAGGCCAAGACGUGAAGCCUGUAAGAUACGGCGAUGUAUUCCCGGUGGCGGGGGAGUUGGCCUCAAAGCCAAUAGCACCAAGAGAUGCUGCGAUGAUGCAGACCGCGGAAAACGCGGUAUUCGGGCAGACUCAGAAGGGUGGUCCUGCUGCCACCAUGCAGUCUGCUGCCACUGUUAAUGAAAGAGCUGGUGUUGUUAGCCAUGCUGCAGCCUCGGAUCUGGCUGCGCAGCAGGGUGUUACUGUCACUGAAACUUCUGUUCCUGGUGCUGUUGUUAUAACUGAGUCUAUUGGAGGACAGGUUGUAGGACAAACUAUACAAUCUAGGCCGUUAGUGCAAGGUGAACAAGGGAGUCUAAUACAAGGAUGGAAUAGUGCGACAGUAAAGGUUACCAUAGGUGAAGCUUUAGAAGCGGUUGCACUAACUGCCGGAGACAAACCAGUGGAGCAAAGCGAUGCCUCGGCGAUCCAAGCAGCUGAGGUUAGGGCCACUGGCAACAAUGUGGUGGUGCCUGGUGGGGUGGCAUCUGCUGCUCAGGCUGCUGCUUCUAUGAAUGCUCAAACGAUUCGUGAUGAGGAGAAAGUCAAGUUGGGCGAUGUUCUGACGAAUGCAACCAUGAAGUUGCCAGCUGAUAAGGAAGCGACGAGGCAUGAUGCUGAAGGAGUGGUGAGUGCCGAACUGAGGAACAACCCAAAUGUAGCAACCCGCCCUGGUGGCGUUGCAGCAUCAGUGGCUGCAGCUGCCAGGCUCAACGAGGGCAAUAAUCCAUGAUGUAUCAAGAGUAGUAUCCAUAAUAUUUCAUGAAUUAUCAAGAGCAUGAUCGAUGUAUUUUGUAUGGCUUGCAUGCCAUUGAAUUGCCUAAUAUGUUUCUUAUCAAACUAUUUGGGUGAAUUUGUUUUGGUCAUCAAUCAAUAUGUUGUAAUUUUGCUAUCAAGUUACGUUUAGAAAUUCUGGAACAGAUUAAUAUAUCAUAUUAAUCUAGUAGAUUUCUAAGGUACUAACAUGUAAGAAAUAAUUUUGAUCCGACUAAUAAAAGUUUUGGUUAAUUUUGUCA
Chenopodium quinoa (quinoa) is the source of this 1176-nucleotide messenger RNA. RefSeq names its product late embryogenesis abundant protein D-34-like. Lineage: Eukaryota; Viridiplantae; Streptophyta; Magnoliopsida; Caryophyllales; Amaranthaceae. The record is from RefSeq and is a predicted model, not a curated record. The transcript is spliced from 3 exons. The coding region runs from base 78 to 893 and encodes 271 amino acids.